GCUCCUGCACACACACACACAGUUUAGCACUCGGAUAGACCACUACUAGUCUAAAAGUUAUGUGACUUGUCAUGGACAGACCCCGUAAUCAUGUCUUGUGUCUGAGGUCUCCAUGGGAAGAUGAAGGGAUACAGCUCUCUACUAAAACCUCUACUUUUUAUUACAUGUGUUGUUCAUUGUUCAGCAGACACACACACUCUGCAGUACCUCUACACUUUCAAUGGGCAUUCCACUGCUGUUGGUCUGGUGGAUGGAGAGCAGGUUGUGUCCUAUGACAGCAGCAUCAGUAAGAUGAUCCCAAAGACGGAGUGGAUGAAGAAGAUUGAAGUUAAUGAUAAUGACAGAGAGACACAGCAUAUGAAGGUUCAGCAGAUCGAGUUCCAAGCCUUUGUGGAUCUAACAAAGAAGAGCUUUAAUCACACUGAAGGAAAUCAUACAGUACAGAGGAUGUUCGGCUGUGAGCGUGAUGAUGAUAACACCACUAGAGGAUACGAUCGGUACAGUUAUGAUGGAGAAGAUUUCAUCAGUCUGAAUCUGACUUCUGGAACCUGGACUGCAGUUAAUGAUAAAGCCAAGAGUGUUAUAAAGGACUGGGAUCCUAAAGGCACAGAGGCUAAACACUGGAAGGACUAUCUGGAGAAGGACUGUAUUUAUCAGUUAAAGUUUGUGUCUAACGGCAACAAGACUCAGCAGAGGAAAGUUGUUCCCGAGGUCUCAGUGUUCCAGAAACACUCUCCUUCUUCAGAGGUGGUGUGUCACGCUACAGGUUUCUUCCCCAAACCACUAAACAUCACCUGGCAGAAGGACGGAGAGGACGUAAAUGAGGACGUGGAGCUCAGAGAGACGUUACCCAACCAGGAUGGAAGCUUCCAGAAGAGAAGCAUUCUGAAAGUCCCAGCUGAGGAGCUGCAGAAACACAACUACACCUGUGUGGUUCAGCACAGCACAGGGGAGAUUCGAAAAGACGUACCAAAAGGUGGAGGAUCGAUUGCUAUCAUCAUUGCUGUAAUCGCGGCUCUCGUCGCUCUCGUCAUCGUUGUUGCUGGAAUUGUGGUCUGGAGGAAGAAGAACUCUGGUGAGACGAGGAAGGAGGCAGAUGGGAAGUUUUUAGAGAACGGCUCAUGUACCAUCUCUAAUUCACACAAGCUUGUGCCACAAACAUCCACUGACUCCUCUGAAGGAGAUUCACCCAAUUCAACAACUCUUAAACUGUGACUGUGUGACUUCCUGCUGAACUGAGAGAGUGAUUGUGAGGGCCUUUGCAGCCCAAAUAAAUGAGGGGAUGUAGAAAACCAAGCUUUCACCCAAAUAA
Molecule: messenger RNA, 1312 nt
Organism: Clarias gariepinus (North African catfish)
Lineage: Eukaryota; Metazoa; Chordata; Actinopteri; Siluriformes; Clariidae
Product: major histocompatibility complex class I-related gene protein-like
Exons: 7
Coding region: 121-1215 (364 amino acids)
Biological process (GO): immune response
Cellular component (GO): external side of plasma membrane
Source: RefSeq, a predicted model, not a curated record